AUGUGUUGCUCUGGUGGGAAAGUCUUACUUCCACGUGUUCCUCCUCCACAUGAGCUUCUUCAAAUAUUUUCAGAUCAAACAUCUGAAAGUAGACAUUUUAGACAACAUAUAAGAAGUUACAAUCAUGUCUUCUCAUUCACUUCUCUUGGUGUUCAUAUGGAUGAAACUAUAGUAGCAAAUGGUCGUGGUAUAUAUAGUUUUCGUGCUCAAGGUGCAAUCUAUCAUAGGAUAGGAGGAUUUUAUCCAAAUGAUGGGUCCAGACCCCGGUUUUUGCAGUUGUACAUUUAUGACACUGAACAUGAAUUACAAAAUAGGAUGUUGGAAAACCCUCAACUUCAUCAAACUAUUGUUCAUAAAUUGCAACAAAUAUUACACCGGUGCAAUCCUUUUGUGCAUGUAUUUCGACAACUUGCUCAAGAACCAAAUAUUCAGAUAUGUUCUUUACUCAUUAAAGAGCGUCCUGCGAAUCAACCACAGUAUAAUCUUCCAACUGCAUCUCAAGUAGCAGCUAUUAUUGUUACUGCAGACACAGAAUCAAUGGCACGUGGCCGAGAUAUUAAAGUUGUAGGUCAUGAUGGAAAUUUAAUAAACAUACAAGAAACCGUAGGAUAUUAUGAUCCUUUACAAUAUCCUUUAUUAUUUCCAUUUGGAACAUAUGGCUGGGACACCAACACAAAAAAUCAUAAUGGCCAAAGUAUCUCUUGCCGAGAAUAUUAUAGUUUCAUGCUUCAGAUUCGUCCAAAUGAUCAGUCUGUAAUAUUACAAGCGGGACGACUUUUACAACAAUAUGUUGUAGAUAACUACGUUAAGAUUGAGACCGGAAGGUUACGAUGGAUUCGUAAUCAUCAAAACAACAUUCGUGCUGAAGUGUACCAAGGUUUGCAGGAUGCUUUGCAUGAAGGACAAACUCACGCAGAUACUGUUGGAAAGAGGACAAUAUUACCAUCGUCAUUUAUUGGUAGUCGUCGAGACUUGACACAACGAUAUCAAGAUGGUAUGGCAAUUGUUGCUCACAAUGGAAAACCUGAUAUUUUUCUUACAAUGACAUGCAAUCCAUCUUGGAGUGAAAUUUCUUCUGAACUACAAAAUCAACAAACUCCACAAGAUCGCCCUGACUUGCUCACAAGAAUCUUUCGAGCAAAAUUUGAGCAAUUGAAGGAAGAUGUUGUUAAUAAAGGAGUCCUCGGAAAAGUUAAUAGUUAUAUGUAUGUUACUGAAUUUCAAAAACGUGGGUUGCCGCAUGUACAUAUGCUAUUGAUCUUAGAUAAUAAUGAUAAGUUACGUGAUCCACAAGAUUAUGAUAGCAUUGUGAGGGCAGAAAUACCAAAUAAGGCAGAAGAACCACAAUUGCAUGAAGCUGUGUUGAAACACAUGAUACAUGGUCCUUGCGGAACUCUCAAUCCUAGAUCACCAUGUAUGAAGCGCAAUCAAUGCCAAAAGAGAUUUCCCAAGGAUUUCUUGGAAGAAACACGACAAGGUAAUGAUUCAUAUCCACAAUAUAGAAGACGUUUUGAUGAACCAAUUUCCAUAAAUAGAAAUGUGACUGUUGACAAUAGAUGGGUGGUUCCUUAUAAUCCUUGGUUACUCUUAAAAUACGACUGUCAUAUAAAUGUUGAGGUCUGCAGCAGCAUCAAAAGUAUUAAAUAUUUGUAUAAGUAUGUUUACAAAGGACCGGAUUGA
Molecule: messenger RNA, 1680 nt
Organism: Vigna unguiculata (cowpea)
Lineage: Eukaryota; Viridiplantae; Streptophyta; Magnoliopsida; Fabales; Fabaceae
Source: RefSeq, a predicted model, not a curated record